This is a messenger RNA of Eruca vesicaria subsp. sativa (arugula), 2142 nucleotides long. The record is from the annotation of a GenBank genome assembly. NCBI's taxonomy places the organism in Eukaryota, Viridiplantae, Streptophyta, Magnoliopsida, Brassicales, Brassicaceae.
AUGAUUGCUCUUAUCCUGAAGCAAAAGUUUGAGUCACAGUCAAAGUCUGAUAUCUCAAGCAAGAAAGAAGCUGAAAUAGUAGACCUGGAUGCUGAUGAUGAGUCAGAAAGUGAAAGUGAAAGUCAUGCAACACAAGAGCUCAAGGUUUCAGGCAAUAACAAGAGACCAGCUGCUGGUACAUUAGUUGUUUGUCCAGCGAGUGUUGUAAGGCAGUGGGAAAGAGAGCUUGAUGAGAAGGUCUCUGAUGAAUCCAAACUUUCUGUUUUAGUCUACCAUGGUGGUCAUAGGACCAAAGAUCCUAGUGUUUUAGCAAAAUAUGAUGUGGUUAUCACAACAUACGCCAUUGUUACCAAUGAAGUUCCCAAACAGUUCUUGGUGGAUCAGAAUGAGAACAAUGAAAAAGAUACCGAAGAACAUGGUUUCUCCAACAGUAAAAAACGUAAGAAGAGAGGUGGAAAAAGCAUGGACGAUUCUUCUUUUGGUACACUCUCAAGAGUUGGGUGGCUGAGAGUAGUACUAGAUGAAGCUCAGACAAUUAAGAAUCAUAGGACACAAGUGGCAAGAGCCUGUUGCAUUCUUCGAGCUAAAAGGAGGUGGUGUCUGUCUGCAACGCCAAUACAAAACACAGUUGAUGAUUUGUAUAGCUAUUUCAGGUUCCUUAGAUAUAAUCCGUAUGGUGUGUACAAGUCAUUUUACCUUGCAAUCAAGGUUCCAUUUAUCAGAAAUGAAAAACUUGGUUACAAGAAGCUUCAAGCUGUUCUAAGGGCUGUAAUGCUGCGCCGUACCAAAGGAGCAUUGCUUGAUGGACAACCCUUAAUCAAUCUACCUCCAAAGAAAGUUAACUUAAACAAGGUGGACUUUUCAGUGGAGGAAAGGUCUUUCUACAAGAAGCUUGAAGAGGAAUUACGAUCACAAUUCAAGGCCUAUGCUGCUGCAGGAACGUUGAACCAAAACUUUACCAAUAUUCUAUCGAUGCUUUUGCGUCUACGCCAAGCUUGUGACCACCCACAACUUGUUCACCUAUAUACCUCAAAUCCUUAUGGAAAAGAAUCCGUACAAGCAGUUAAAAGACUUCCAAAGGAGGCUCGAACCAACCUGCUUAAUCGUUUAGAGUCAUCAUCUGCCAUCUGCAAUAUCUGUAAUGAUCCACCAGAAGACCGUGUAGUUACGCUGUGUGGCCAUGUAUUUUGCUAUCAAUGUAUUUCAGAACAUAUCUCUGGUGAUGAUGAGAACAUGUGCCCUGUACAGUCAUGCAGAAAAUACUUUGGGCGUGAUGAUGUUUUCUCUCAAUAUGCCCUUAGAAAUGGCAUCACCAAUGAUGAUUUAGACUCUAGUUCUUCACAGGAUAAAUCAUUUUUUCGAAAAGACGAGUUUACUUCAUCAAAAAUCAAAGCUGUCCUAGAUAUCCUGCGUUCCAUCAGGUCACAUGAAGGUGACAAUUUUACCGGUGUGGAGCCAGUGACGCUUCACUCAUCUUCACCUAGCCAGGAACCAAUAAAGACGCUAGUAUUCUCUCAGUGGAAUGGUAUGCUUGACUUGGUUGAGCUCUGUUUUAUCGAAAACGGCAUAGAAUUCAGAAGAUUAGAUGGUAGAAUGAGUCUAGCAGCAAGAGAAAGGGCUGUAAAAGAAUUCAGAAAUGAUCCAGAUGUAGAAGUGAUGCUGAUGUCCUUAAAAGCUGGAAACAUAGGUUUGAAUAUGGUAGCUGCGAGUCAUGUUAUUCUUUUGGAUCUUUGGUGGAAUCCAUCAGCUGAAGAUCAAGCUAUAGAUCGUGCACAUCGUAUUGGACAAACUCGGCCUAUUAGUGUAACUCGUGUUACUAUAAAAAAUACCGUAGAGGAUAAAAUUUUGUAUCUUCAGGAGGAGAAAAGGAGAAUUGGUGCAUCUGCUUAUGGUGAAGAUCAUGGUGGACGCUCUACGACUGGACUGACGGUUGAUGAUCUCAAAUAUCUUUUUAUGGUAUAAGACCACUCAUUGUGUGCUCUACCCGUAGCCUUCUGCUUUUAAUAUGAUGCAUACAUAGUACUUAGAACUGGAGGUUGUCCCCAGCGUUUCUUGACCAGGAAAAAACCUCUUUUGUAAUAUUGAACUUCAAUACUGUGGCUCUCCUAGGACUUGGUGUUUUGGUUUUUUGCAUCGAUUUGA